CUGUCUUUUGUCAAUGUAACACGGGAUAUUCACUCCCCUAAGUGAUUUUAUCCGUGUAUACGUUUUGAAUUGUGAGCUAUUCUUUCAGUUACUAUUUGAAAUUACACAACGAAAAAACCAAAAGGAAAUAAAAAUGUCUGGAUUAUAUUUGAUUCAAGUGGCAAUGUGCUUUUGUUUCAUGGGCGGUUAUUAUGGGCAACCAUUGUAUGAAGACAGAUGCAGAAACAACCUUGUCAAUGGGAUGGACCAACGUUUAAAGGAAGCCUACGAUCGGGACGUGCUAUUGCAGACUCAAGUGGACAACUUAAAAAAUCAACUUGAUAUUGUUAGAGGGACAGUAGAAUUUUUACAAUUUCAUCGUAUGUGUUUAAAUGAAAACGGAACAUAUUAUGAGGAAAACUCCUUCAAGAAUCAAUAUUGUUUCAUAGAAACUUCUUUGACCUGGAAUGAUGCCAAGAAGAAAUGCGAAUCAUUUAAGUCAUAUCUUCUCGAGAUCAACUCGAAAGCAGAACAAAACUGGUUGAAAGAUAAAGUUUCAGGAGGCUAUUGGUGGACAGGCGCCAUCAAAGAUAGAAAUAAGAACAUUUGGGUAUGGGAUCAUUCAGACAGUGAACUGGUUUUCACGAACUGGGAUUCGAAGGAUUCCCAACCGAACGGCGAGAGUAAGGAAAAAGAUGAAAAUUGUGUUUUGUCAGAGUUCGGUUUCUGGCAUGAUUAUCCGUGUCAAGACACAUUCAACAUGAUUUGUGAGAGAGGAGAAUAAAAAGCUCCAAUGGUCUAUGUCAGCAAUGUCAAACUUUAACCGCCGCCUGUCCUCCCGAUGAUGCUACUAACGCCAAUAUCUGAUAGAUGUAUUUUUAUGUACAUUUCUUGUGUGACCGAUGUGUAUAUUUAUUAAUUGCAAAUGGUUUAACAUUUCAAUUCCUUCUGUUGUUCUUAACUGUAAUCACGCUAUGAAAAAAUGGUAAUGAUUAUACAUUGUUUAAAAAAGGAAUUUAUUAACUCUAGUUUUGAUUAAAACAAAAUUAUAAUUUUAAUACUUAACGAUGUACAGUGUAAUAGCUCCUUACAACGUAUAAAACGCAUGGUUAUCGCCUCGCCUUCUAUGGACUUUACCGACCCACAAACUUUUGUAAAAAGUCAGUGACAAACCUAAGAAGAAAUAUUGUAAGGGGCCUUCAUAUAAAAAAUACAAGAUGAAAAAACUGAAUUUGACCUAAGGAAAACAUGGUUAUCUAACGAGGAGUGGUGAAUUUAUUAUACCGAAGGACAUUCCGGUGGGGGGGGGGGGGGGGCUGGAUAUGCAUUUAACAAGAUUCUUAAUGAAUGCAAAGAAAGCAAAUGAAUCCGACACGUUAAAGUCAAGUCUAGGAAAUGAGAACCGUUAUUUGGCUGACAAGAAGUUGAACAUUAACAUCGUUACUGUCUUCCUAAAAUAAGAGAGUUGAAAUAAUUAAAUGUCUCCGGGUUGUGAACUUUCUCUUCUUUGUGAUAGGUGGAAAAUACAUUAUAUGAAAAAUGUAUAUAGGUAGAAAAAUGCAUUAUAUGAACAAUUACAUUUAUUUCAUUGGUUGAAAAACUAUCCGGCGCAAGGGAGAUAAUUUUCUGAUUUUUUUUUUACGUAUUACUUAACAAUCUUCGUAGAUUUUAAACUUUGCAUAUUAGAUACUGUAAAACUAACAUGAGCAGAACAAGAUGCUGAAUGCUGUGGUAUUACGUUUGAUUUUAUUUGAAUAAUACGACCCUUCCUAAGGUCUCUUUUUUCCUACUAUAUUCGAUCUCAACUCACAAGCACGUAAUAUGCAUUUCUCAAUUUUAGGCACGCACGCUUUUCGGUUUGGUCGAUUUGAAAUUAUUAGCAUCCUCAUCCCUAAUAUGUGCAUGAUAGUUUAUUUGCACCCAUUUAUUUUACCCGGCCUAACCUUAAAAGUGCACCUUUCUCUCUUACAGCUGAUGAACAUGAACUAUUCAAAAUUGUAGAUUAAUAAAUAACAUAGGUUUCUAUCAAUCAUUUGAAAACAUGAAACCAUUCGUAAAUAAAAUUGCCUUUUCUAAUUGAAUUGUCUCAUAUGGUUAUUAGAUUUACCAUUACAUGUUAUUUACUUACAUUUUUUGUCAAUACUUUGUUUCAAAUCAGUGUUGCACUUUUCAAAUUAUACUGCAAAUAACAAAAAAUAAUUAUGGGAAAUCGUACAAUUCAAUUUACAUGCAUAAGGCAUGUCAACAGUAAUUUGAUGUUUUAUGAAAGGUCUACAUAUAUUUUGCAUGGAUGGGUA
Messenger RNA from Magallana angulata, 2276 nucleotides. RefSeq names its product perlucin-like protein. Gene Ontology annotation, molecular function: carbohydrate binding. Gene Ontology annotation, biological process: biological process involved in interspecies interaction between organisms. Lineage: Eukaryota; Metazoa; Mollusca; Bivalvia; Ostreida; Ostreidae. The record is from RefSeq and is a predicted model, not a curated record. Gene Ontology annotation, cellular component: external side of plasma membrane. The transcript is spliced from 6 exons. The coding region runs from base 134 to 763 and encodes 209 amino acids.